AAUGAUCAAAUCACCAUUGGAUUCGUUCGGCGAGUGGACAGAUAUGUCGGUUUUUCUGGAGAUAAAGACCAGGACCGACUUGGCGUCGCUGUUUGUGGAUGUUCCACCAGGUUUCCGCGAGAAACAGCCGGCACAGGAGAAUCAGGAGAAUCGGAGGACCAUAAAAUACGCAGAUAUCAACGUGGUCAACGUCACCGACAACUAUAUCAGAAUCGGAGCUCCACCAACACCUGAAGCUUUGAUUAAAAGAGAAAAAGAAGCGGCAAAUGGACCAAUGAGUAUUAAAAAGCAACAACGGGAACGGAGCACAAGCACAAGUGGCUCACCGACUAAAAAAUCGAGCAAAAAAGCGAAAAAAGCUGAAAACAGAUCCGACUUCAAGCCAACCCGCUUCGGUGCCACACUUCGUGACGUCACAAUCAAAGCUUCAACCCUCUGUUCUCCAACAUUUGCAGACAAUUCAGGCCGUAUUUUCAUGUGUAAAGUGAAUGUUGAACCAUUUGGAACAAGUGGCCCACUCAUUCAAAAAACUGCUCACAGAUUGGCAGUCGAUGUGUGUAAAAUUGAAAAAUUGGAGGAAUUCGCGGCAAAAGCCUUUCCAAAGAUCAUUUGUGCUCGGUGCAAGCAGCUCAUUUUAUCAGAAGAAUAUAUAAUGACUAUUCAAUGUCUUCCAGAUGAUGAUUUUCUUGCAACAACUCAAUCUGCUGACUUUUUCUGUAGAGAUUCGUGUGGAGCCAGUUGCGAUCCUGAUAGACACAAAAACGUGAAGCGAGAAGAGCUGAAAGCGAAUCCAAAAUGGCUUCCAAACGAGAAAAAAGUGAUGAUUAGCUAUGCAAAUUCAAUUAUUCAUAAACAAUCAGUAAUCGAUGGAACGUUGAUAAUUGAUGAUAAAGCUAAUAUUAAAUGUGCUGGAUGCAAGUGUCAAUUGGGAAAAAUUCAAAAAAAUCAUCCGGAUAUCUAUUGCUUUAAUCAAAUUGCAACCACAAUGACUGCUGGUCAAAAAAAGAUUCAAUUUGUCGAUAAACUCAAUAUGUCACAAUUAUCGAUUUAUAUGGCUCAAUUGAUAUUAAAUGGAUGUGAAACACAAUCAUCAAUGAAAUUAGUUAUAAGAACAUUGGAUAAAGUACCAUAUAUGCUUGUAUGGUUACUUGAUUCAUAUGUUGUUAUUGCUAAUGGUACACUUGAAGGACUCCGCUCGGAAGAGGCCGAAGGAUCAGUACUCGUACCAUUCCCAGCAAUUAAACUAUUAUAUAAAGUAUUCAAUAAUCAAACAGCUUCAAAUGAUCCACGUGCAAAUGGAGAAGAUACUUCUGUUGGAUUAAUUGAUCUACCACUUCCAUGUUGUGAAAUGCUCAUUGAGCUUCUGCUCAGGAGCUCACUUCGGAGCCCACCGGCUUGCCGUGCUGUCGGGCAGUUCUUUGUUGGAUACCUUCAAAUUGAUGACAAAAUUUAAAUUUUUCUGCCUAAAAUUGCAUUUUUUUUCUAAAAAUGAGGAGUUUUUCAAGUUUUAUUUAUUUUUAAUUUAAUUUUUUUUGUAAUUUUAGUGAAAAUUUUCAAUAUUUUUACAAGAAAAAAAUCACAAUUUUUGAGUUAAAUUUUGAAAAAUUCCUAUUUCUGGUAUUUUUUUUGCAAAAAAAAUCAAUUUCUGGAUAAUUCGAAUUUUUAAACAAAAUUUCAGACAUUAUUCGCCUAAUUUUUAUAAAAUUAAAAUAAUUUCGGUUUUUUCGCGAAUUUUCGGUGAUAUUUCCACAAAAUUCAAAUUUUGACUUUUUAGCUAAAAAUCGAAAAAAAAUUCGAAAUUUUAGUUCAAAUCCAAAAAUCUGAAAUUUCCCUACUUAUUUCUCAAAAAAAAAAUUUUACCCUUGUUAGGGAAAAAUUUUUUUUUGUGAAAAAUCUGAAUUUUUCCUUUUUUUUCCCCCUUUCGUUGUACAUUUUUAUCCAUUUUCUUCGUUUUCCGAGUGCAAACGCGCUCCACUGACAAUCUCUUUGUAAUUCUCACUGGAGCGUUGUUGCAUCCUAUUUUUAUUCAUUUUUCCUCCAAUUGCCUGCCUUUUCCCCUUCCAGAUACCUGUACAAAAUUAAAUUUUUCCUGGUUUUUUUUCGUCAAAGUUUCCUUUUUUUUUGCUGUUUUAUUAACAUAUUCGGCCAAUCCCGAGGCUGCUAGAAAUGGGAUAUUGUUAGCGGUUUUUUUUCGUUUUUUGAUGGUUCUAAUAAAUGUGAAACGCGGUA
Messenger RNA from Caenorhabditis elegans, 2229 nucleotides. RefSeq names its product E3 ubiquitin-protein ligase E3D (gene Y71H2AM.3). The coding region runs from base 2 to 1453 and encodes 483 amino acids. NCBI's taxonomy places the organism in Eukaryota, Metazoa, Nematoda, Chromadorea, Rhabditida, Rhabditidae. Gene Ontology annotation, molecular function: ubiquitin protein ligase activity. The transcript has 6 exons. The record is from RefSeq and is marked reviewed.